AUGUGUGUUGGUCGGUAUGUCAGAAUCUCAGAAUCUCAGAAUCUCAGAAUCUCAGAAUCUCAGAAUCUCAGAAUCUCAGAAUCUCAGAAUCUCAGAAUCUCAGAAUCUCAGUAUCUCAGAAUCUCAGAAUCUCAGAAUCUCAGAAUCUUAGAAACUCAGAAUCUCAGAAUUCCAGAAUCUCAGAAUCUCAGAAUUCCAGAAUCUCAGAAUCUCAGAAUUCCAGAAUCUCAGAAUCUCAAAAUUUCCCAACCUUAG
This is a messenger RNA of Caenorhabditis briggsae, 255 nucleotides long. Lineage: Eukaryota; Metazoa; Nematoda; Chromadorea; Rhabditida; Rhabditidae. The transcript has a single exon. The record is from RefSeq and is a predicted model, not a curated record. Bases 1 to 255 code for a protein of 84 amino acids.